UGAAAUAAUGUGAACUCCAGCGGGAUGGGGAUAGCGGCGUGGAGUUUUCUCCUCUUGUGCGUGUGGGAGUGCAUGCGGAUCCAAGGCUCGACAGUUGCCUCAACUGCCACGACAGAUGCCCACCGAGUUCCCGUUACCCCCACGGACGACGAAAACCCCGGACUGGUGGAUUGGUUGACUAGGUAUGGCUAUCUCCCACCCCCGGACCCUUCCACUGGACAGCUACAGGCCUGGACAGCCGUCACUCAAGCUGUUCGAGCUAUGCAGAGGUUUGCAGGCCUCCAGGAGACCGGAGUAGCAGAUGAGGAGACGCUGGCUCUGAUGCGAGCCCGGAGAUGUUCACUGCCAGAUGAAGGGGAGGAGCCAAAAUCACAGGCCAAUCAUCUCCUGGAAGGGCAGAGCCUAAGGAGGAAGAGGGCUGUAACCACCUGGUCACGAAGGAGCAUCAGCUGGAGGUUGAGUUCGUACCCCACCAACGACUCGCUCCUUUCCCGUGAGACAAUUCGCUCCCUCGUGUUCUAUGCCCUGAGGGUGUGGGCAGACCAGACUCCACUGGAGUUCCACGAGGUUGGAGGCCCAGACGGGGCGGACCUGCAGGUGGACUUCCUCCAUGGUUCUCAUGGCGAUAGCUACCCGUUCGACGGGCUGGGGGGGGCCGUCGGCCAUGCCUUUUUCCCCUCUGACCCCACCCGAGCGGGAGGAGUGCACCUGGAUGCCGAAGAGGAGUGGGCGUUCCGACGGCCGGCCUCAGAGGGUACCGACCUGUUCACGGUGCUGGUGCAUGAGUUUGGCCACGCCUUGGGUCUCUCCCACUCGUCUGCCCGGCGCUCCGUGAUGAGACCGUACUACCAGGGACCCGUCGGGGACCCCCUCCACUACCGCCUGGGUCAGGACGACCUGGAGCUCAUCACCGGCUUGUAUGGAAGUAGAAACCAUGUCACGGGCACAGAUGCUCCUCUUCUGGCUCCCGAAGCUCCGCAGCAUCGGCACAACGACAGAUACAGACACAGCCGUUCUCUGGACCGUUGCAACACCAGCUUUGAUGCAGUGGCCAAGAUUAGAGGAGAGAUGUUCUUCUUCAAAGGGCUGACUAUGUGGCGGGUCAGUACCGUGGGGCUGGUUUCGGGGCGAGGGGCAUCAGUGAGGAGGCUGUGGGGGGGUCUGCCUCCUAACCUGCCCCCUCUGCAGGCUGUUUUGGAGAGACACUCGGACAACGCCAUCAUCUUCAUCACCGGCUCCCAGUUUUGGCUGUUUAAGGACCUCUCUCUCCAGGAGGGUUCCCCCCAACCCCUCUCAGCUCUCUGGAAAGGGGGUGGGACAAAAGAAAAGGGAGGAGAGGGAGGAGGUGAAGGAGAGGGAGGCCAGGGGGAGCAGGGCCUAAUGUGGGACUCAGAGGAAGGACCAGUUUGGGGGGAGAUUGGAGAGGGUGAAGCUGGAGGAAAAGAAGAAGAGAGCGACACCUGGACAAAACUCAUCAGAGGAGGAGUGAAUGGGAUUACCACUGAGAGAGAUGGCUCCAUCUACCUCUUCAAAGGAGAUUUCUAUUGGAAGUUCCCCCACCCUGGCUCCCCCCCCGAGGCGGGGUACCCUCGAUCCGCAGCCACCGAUUGGUUGGACUGCCCCCGCCCCUCUGCCUCUCCUAGAGGACCGCGCGCUCUCCCUGUCUCCCCCUACUGGACGGCAGGGGCGUCGCGAGUGGGAGAGGAGAGAGGAGAGAGGCGGGGAGGCGACUGCAGGCCAGAGGAGGGGUCCGAGCCUGGACGGAGCAGCCGAGAGAGAGGGCCUGCAGCGAUGCACGUGUCGAAGUGGAGCGUCAGAGACGAGACCCGUGGUGUUUAAAAGUGCGCUCCUGUCAGCCUUUCUUCCUCUGAUGACGGUGUCACGCCUGGCUACAGCCCCGGGUUGAGCCACGGCCCGUCAUCCCCUCACCGCUUCUGUUCGCCGGGCUGACCGCUCCAUUCUACGGGCGUGCCUUACCCUCAGGACGCAACCGACUGAUUCCAACACGGCAGGACAUUCGGGACAUUUCGUCAGAUUCCCGAUCUUACACGUGAUGUCCUUUGGCACCUUGGGCUAAAUAAAAGUUAACAACUCUGA
Molecule: messenger RNA, 2097 nt
Organism: Esox lucius (northern pike)
Lineage: Eukaryota; Metazoa; Chordata; Actinopteri; Esociformes; Esocidae
Gene: mmp17b
Product: matrix metallopeptidase 17b
Biological process (GO): extracellular matrix organization; collagen catabolic process; proteolysis
Cellular component (GO): extracellular matrix
Molecular function (GO): metalloendopeptidase activity; zinc ion binding
Source: RefSeq, a predicted model, not a curated record